Molecule: messenger RNA, 1383 nt
Organism: Penicillium waksmanii
Lineage: Eukaryota; Fungi; Ascomycota; Eurotiomycetes; Eurotiales; Aspergillaceae
Exons: 1
Coding region: 1-1383 (460 amino acids)
Source: RefSeq, a predicted model, not a curated record
AUGGCUGAUUCCCUAAGGCAAGCGAACCCCAAUGUCGACGUGGCUGUUUCGGUCCUGGGCUCCAGGCGAACUGCUGAUAGUAUAUUUGGAGGUGGGGCUAUGUUGACUGGCGAGCAUGAAUUUGAAUUCGAUGACAUUCUUGUUAAUGCUAAGGCUUACCGCCGAGCCAUGGCCAUGGCUGAGGAGGUCUUGUCCAGCCGAGGCCCAGUCGCCGCAACGAGUACAUCGGGAUCGAGGGAAAGGGGCCUCUCAAAUGACCAGAAUACAGAACUGCGGAAUGAUAAGGGUCUCACGGUGGAGUCCCUGAUGGUGUCGCGCCGAGGCCCAGUCGCCGCAACGAGUAUACCGGGAUCGAGGGAAAGGGGCUUCUCAAGUGACCAGAAUACAGAACUGCGGAAUGAUAAGGGUCUCGCGGUGGAGUCCCCGAUGGUGUCGCGCCUGCCCAUAUUUACACUUGCUGAAUUUAAAGUACAGAUCAUGCAAUUAUACCCGCAGCUCGAGUUCAUUCUCAUUGGGCGCUUUGCGCAGGAGCAAGUUAAACGGUAUGGGAACCUUAUGCAUUGGAAACAUAUGCACUCGGCUGCCAUUACCAAUCAAGGGUGCCGGUCUGGCAAUUUCUGUUUCGCACUGGGAGGCGAGGCAUCUCUAUACCGACGGCACAAGGCCACCACCGACUUGCCAGCUGGGCUGAUGCAGCUCCAAAUUACGGACUCUAGUCAUGAACAUGAGCAGUUAUGUAUCCUAAGUGCAAACGCUACCCUAAGUGCAAACGCUACCACAUCGGCGCAGUUCCCCCCUGGCGUCCCCCUCCCUCCAGUUGAGCGCUUGCCGGCCGAAUUUGAGUGUCCCAUUUGUUUCGAAGUGAAGACUUUCGAAAAACCUUCCCACUGGACGAAGCAUGUAUACGACGACUUGCAGCCAUUCACCUGCAGCUUUCCUCUAUGUAACGAUGUCAAAUCAUUCCGCCGCAUGGAGGAUUGGGUUCGACAUGAGAACGAGCGACACCGGCGACUGAAGUGGUGGACCUGCUCAUACCUCGACUGCAGCCAUACAUCCUACCGCAAAAAUGAAUUUGUUCUGCAUCUGAUCCGGGAGCACAAGAUGCCUGAUCCCAGAGUCAGGAGAACAAAAUACUUGUUGGCUUCUGAGGCUGCGUCUGAUAGUCAACAUAAACCGGAAUUGGACCGCCUCUGGGAGAUGGUCAAGAAAUGCAGAUACGAAACUGACCCCGCCCAGGAGCCCUGUCGGUUCUGCGGAAACAUCUCUAGUUCCUGGAAGGAACUAACGGAGCACCUGGCGAAACACAUGAAGCACUUGGCUAUGACAGUUCUGGCACUUAGCAACGACGGGUCUACCGAGUCGCAUUCGAAGAAUGUGAAGUGA